Messenger RNA from Gossypium raimondii (Peruvian cotton), 1472 nucleotides. RefSeq names its product U-box domain-containing protein 8. The record is from RefSeq and is a predicted model, not a curated record. Gene Ontology annotation, cellular component: cytoplasm; nucleus. NCBI's taxonomy places the organism in Eukaryota, Viridiplantae, Streptophyta, Magnoliopsida, Malvales, Malvaceae. Gene Ontology annotation, biological process: protein ubiquitination. The transcript has a single exon. The coding region runs from base 142 to 1242 and encodes 366 amino acids. Gene Ontology annotation, molecular function: ubiquitin-protein transferase activity; protein binding.
UUUUGUCUGUGUGAAUUGAAAUGAAAAAGAAAAUCAUAAUCUCUCAUCACAGUUUCCAAAAACCUCAUAAAAACCCUUCUUUAAAAGCUCUUUGAGAGAUUAGAACAAGGGCUGAGUCAUUUUGUCCGAGUUGGUAACGCGAUGUCGACUCAGUUUCCGGACGAUUUCAAAUGCCCAAUAUCUCUCGAAAUAAUGUCUGACCCCGUUAUUCUUUCAUCGGGUCAUACUUUCGACCGGGUUUCAAUCCAACGGUGGUUAGAUUCCGGUCACCGUACUUGUCCGAUUACCAAGCUUCCCUUACCUGAACACCCGUGGCUUAUCCCUAACCAUGCUCUUCGUUCAUUGAUUUCCAAUUAUACCCUCGUCUCCCCCUCGAAAUCACAACCUUGUUCUCAGCCACAAACCCUUGUUUCUGCUUUGACGUCCCCUUCGUCUCCUAUUGGAACCAAGCUUGACUCGCUCACUCAUCUUGCCGGACUCACUAAGCGUGACUCGUCGCUUCGCCGUAAACUCACUGAGUCUGGGGCUGUACCCGCUGUUCUUAAGUUUGUUGACUCGGAGGAUCCGGUUUUACAAGAAAAGGCACUUUCUUUGCUCCUUAAUCUUAGUCUAGAUGAUGAUAACAAAGUGGGUUUAGUUGCAGAAGGUGCGGUAAACCGGGUCGUUAAAAUAUUACGUAUCGGUUCACCCGAUUGUAGAGCCAUAGCUGCAACGAUUAUAACUAGUUUAGCCGUCGUUGAAGUGAAUAAAGCGACGAUCGGAGCAUACCCAGAUGCGAUUCCGGCAUUGGUUCGGCUUUUAAUUGCAGGUAAAGGAAGGGAAAAGAAAGAGGCAGCAACAGCUUUAUAUGCAAUUUGUUCAUUUACUGAUAAUAGAAGAAGAGCUAUCGAUUGUGGUGCUGUGCCUAUAUUGAUAAAUUUAUUGGAUUUAGGGUUGGAACGGGCUAUUGAAGUGUUGGGAUUAUUGGUUAAAUGCAAAGAAGGAAGAGAAGAAAUGAUGAAAGUUAACGGGUGUGUUAAGGUUUUGGUUAAGGUUUUAAAGAAUGGGAGUUCAAGAGGGGUUCAAUAUGGGUUAUUUACUUUGAAUUGUUUGUGUAAUUAUAGUGAAAUUUUUUGUUUUGAAGCAAGAAAACAAGGGGUUUUAGGGAUUUGUAUGGGGUUAGUGGAAGAAGAAAAUGAGAAGAUUAAACGAUAUCUUUCGAAUUUGGUUCAAACUUUGAGUGGAAACCAUGCUAAUGGAUGAAUCAAUGCAUCAAUGGUGGAAAUGGAAAUGGAGGUGAGUUGUUUUUGUUUAGCUUUCUUGUACAAAAAGGUGGAAAAAAGAUUAGAUUUUUGUAUCUUUGUAUAUUUGAAUAAAAGUGGAACAUGAUGGAAUAUGAAGGAUUGUUGUUCUUCCUUGGUUUUUGGAUGUUGUAGUGAAAAACAAAAAAUCAAUAUUUAGUUGACUUGAAUCAUAGUUGCAUGUUUAUUUAA